Messenger RNA from Aspergillus pseudonomiae, 2153 nucleotides. RefSeq lists its product as uncharacterized. Gene Ontology annotation, cellular component: chromatin. Lineage: Eukaryota; Fungi; Ascomycota; Eurotiomycetes; Eurotiales; Aspergillaceae. The coding region runs from base 65 to 1975 and encodes 636 amino acids. The transcript has 5 exons. Gene Ontology annotation, biological process: DNA-templated transcription; regulation of transcription by RNA polymerase II. The record is from RefSeq and is a predicted model, not a curated record. Gene Ontology annotation, molecular function: zinc ion binding; RNA polymerase II cis-regulatory region sequence-specific DNA binding; DNA-binding transcription factor activity, RNA polymerase II-specific.
GUUCACCUGCAACAAAUACCAUAUUCAAAUGGAAUAAUUCGAGGACCAAGUCUGGACACCACGAAUGGAAGACGGUACAUUAGAAGGUAUCCAAGAGAAUAAGAUAAAAAGAAAAUUGACCGAAGCUGGCAACCGCACAUCACGAAUGAUGCCGGUUUCUCGCCAGCGUUAUGAAUGCGGCAUUUGCCACCAGGCAUACUCGACGAGCAGUCACCUGCGAAGACACCAAGCAAAGCAUGCAUCGAGAGAGCAUUUCAUCUGCCAGUUUUGCGAAGAAAGUUAUAUGCGACGGGACGUUCUUCGUCGUCACUAUCAGUCCUGUAAGGAUAAGGGCAGCAAGCCAACUCCAUCUGAAGGGAAGCGCGGUAGAAAGCGGAAAGCUUGCGAUGCAUGUGUCGAGAGCCGUACCCAGUGCGAUGGAGAGCUUCCAUGCGAGACAUGCCUUCAUAGGGGAUUCAACUGCUCACUUAGCCACAUAGGAGAGCAGGAUUGGAAACCUAGAGGUAACCGAGACGCACAUAAAAAAGCAGAGGAUACGAGCAUCAACAAAAUCCCAGUUGAGUUCCUUCUAAAUUAUACAGAUCCAGCAAGCAAGACAUUAUAUGACGUUCAACGGAUACUCGCGGGGGGCGAUAAAAGCCUAGGAGAGCACGCAUUCUCUGAGGAAUAUCAAACGCCAAAUUCCGAUGGAUCAACAGAGCAGUGGAUGGGGCUAUUUCAACUCUUUAUUAACACAUCCGUGUUUGAUAAGUCCGACCACGAUCAGUGCCUUAUGUAUGGGCUGGACGACACCAAAGAGCUGGGCGCCACAGCCUCGAGAAUUAUAGGGCUGCUGAAGCACAGUCCUGAAUCGCAGUUCAACAGCAAACGGCACCCUAUCAUCGAAGAAGCUGGGUGCUUCUUCUCACCAAAUAAUCUCACUGCUUUUGUCAAUGCAUUCUUUGAACAUUCAUACAAAAGCACACGUUUCAUUCAUAAAGCAUCAUUCAAUGUUCAUACUAGCUCACCCCAGCUGCUACUGGCUAUUGCUUUGAUGGGUGCGACAUGUAUCUCACCGCAGGAUGCAUCUUCCGCAGCAGUGUACUCUAAUGUAGCUGAGUAUCUCAUUUUCGAAGGACAUGAUUUCGGACAGGUUUUGAAUACGGACAACCCAUCUCUAACCAAGACGAAUAUGGAAAUUCUCCAGGCAGCAAUGCUGGUAACCGUCAUCCAGGGGUGGAAAGACGAUAUAUACAUCAAAAGGCGGAUUCGAACUCAGCGGUUUCCGGCUCUGGUUUGCGCUACACGGGCACUACGACUGACGCAAGCUACUAAUGACGCUGUCAGCGACACAAAGCCCCUUGAGUGGGACAAGUAUUUUCAGAGAGAGAGCCUGGUGAGGGCCAUGGCUUGGCUUUACCUUAUGGACUCACAUUUGGUAGUCUACUAUCGCAACCCGCCACAAUUUAAAAUUGCUGAAGCUUCUUUUGGCUUGCCACAAGAUGAGGAACUUUACGAUUCAAUGGAACCAUCUGCAUGGGUGAAAUUGGUGCGAAAUGCGACCAAUCACGGGCUCACCCUGACCUUGAAGUCCGUUAUCCAACGGUUGAUGAAGACAGACAAUGGGCAAUUUGAGGAACUGCUUUCCCAGCCAUGCACAUUAUUUGGUCUGUUUUUAGUUCUAGGGAGUCUCCAUUGUGUACUGUUCGAGUUGCAGGCAUUGAGCACCUGUGUUGAACUAUCCGGACCCUUUGCCUCUCUUGAUGUUGCUCUAGAUCGAUGGAAGCAAAUGUGGGACCUAGCAUAUACGACAGUCAAACCUGAUGACAUUAGUCAGUCGGGGUUCAUGGUACACGCUCUGGAGCUCUGGUGGCUUGCAAAGAAACUUAUCCACAAGCCAACUGGGAUAUGUCCAGAGAGUGAGUUUGCCGCGGACUCCAUGAGCACGUUUCACCAGAUGAUCAAGAACUUAAAGGGCUUUCAUUCCGUACAAUGAGAAGCUUCAUAUCGAUCAUUGGUCCCCGUUUACCAUUAAUAAACUCUUUGCUUCCCGUUAACGAUACCAAGAACCCACAAAUAAUGGAACAGCAAGAACAACAAAGAGGAUGGCAUAUCCCUUGACGGGCGACGCCGACUUUUGAAUGCUCUGUAUAACAAUAGUCUAUUUAAAUACA